CCCGCCUACUUGUACUGACAUAAAAAGUAUUCUUCGGACACUGGAGGAAAGAAAAGGGGAGAAGAGCGUGCAGACCGAUGUCACAUGGACAAGAAGCGUGAACCUGAGAACGAAAUUUCAGGGCAUGCCAAUGGAAGAGCAAAUAACCAGAGGUCGUGGCUGAUCCGUCAGGUGCAAACAGAGAAGUACAACUGUUCAAAGACCAAGUGAAGUUUUCAGUCUAAAAUAAAACAAAAAUAUGGAGCAACCAGGUCAUAUCCACGUGGAGGAAAACCUGCAGAAGUUAACAGUGUUGCCUUGUGAGACAGAAAAAGAGAAGAAAACCCAAGAAAGCAACAUGACACCACAAAAUAAUGACAAAGAAAACGGGAAGUCCGUAGAGAAAGACAGCUCGGUAGAUAUCUUGCCUGUGGAAGAAGGGAAGAAGACAUUAGUGAGGCAAUCAGACAGAUCAGUCUCCAGCACUUCUACCUGUUCAUCGGUUAACUACUCCUCACCAGAGAGUGACCAGGUCUUCAGUGAAGAAGAGGAGAUCCAGUCCAAACGAAAAACUCUUCGAAAGACAAAAUCAUGGAAGACGUUCUUCACAAUGGUACACUGGUCACUCAAACGACACAAUUCCUGGGUUCAGCUGGCUGGCCAUGAAGGUAACUUCAAAGCCAGUGAGCGGGGCCACAUUCUGAAGAAGUUCAGUCCUAUAGAAAAUGCAUGCUUGGAGGCCCUAAUGGAAGAUAUCCUCCGACCAUAUGUUCCUACCUACCACGGACUGGAGCAAAGGGAAGAACAGACAUACAUCAAAAUGGAAGACCUUCUUAUGGGCUUGGAGGCAGCGAGCAUCAUGGACUGCAAGAUGGGUUUUCGAACAUACUUAGAAGAUGAGCUUGCUAAAGCCCUCCUGAAGCCCACACCACGCAAGGACUUGUACAACAAAAUGGUGUCCCUGGAUCCCCAGGCCCCCACACUAGAGGAGCACCUGCAGAAAGCAAUCACUAAACCACGUUACAUGCAGUGGAGAGAGAGUGUCAGUUCUACGGCACUGUUGGGAUUCCGUAUCGAGGGUGUCACAAUUGAAGCUGGCUCGGUCAAGAAAAACUUCAAGAAAAUGAAGGGUCGAGAACAAAUCAUGGAAACAUUUGUCACUUUUACAAAAAGCCGAAAGGACAUCCUGGCUGCCUAUGUGAAGCGUCUGGAGAGCAUGCAGGCUGCACUUAAAGAGUCUGAAUUCUUUCGCACCCAUGAGGUGAUUGGCAGCUCCCUUCUCUUUGUUCAUGACCGUCGUGGCAGUGCCAAAGUUUGGAUGAUUGAUUUUGGUAAAACAACUCCUGCUCCAGCGCACAUUAGCCUGCGUCAUGAUGUGGCAUGGGAGCUUGGCACGCAUGAGGAUGGCUACCUUCUGGGGCUGCAGAACCUCAUUGACACUAUUCAGGACACCAUACAAAUGGUGGAAGACACCAGGGAAGAGGCUGAUGACAGCUCAGUGCAGGCGGGAGAGCAGAACAUAGGAGAGAAUGAAAAGAUGAUGCUGAAAGGUGAGACAGAGGUGAAAACUACAAAUGGGGAAAAUAAUGAAGUUUCAGUGGGAGAAGAUGCACUCAUGAUGACACCCACACAGCCUGGAAACAGAGUGCUAUGAUUUAACAAGGGAUAAAGAUCCAGCUAUCUUU
Nanorana parkeri is the source of this 1664-nucleotide messenger RNA. Its product is annotated as inositol-trisphosphate 3-kinase B-like. Gene Ontology annotation, biological process: inositol phosphate biosynthetic process. Bases 239 to 1633 code for a protein of 464 amino acids. Gene Ontology annotation, cellular component: cytoplasm; nucleus. Lineage: Eukaryota; Metazoa; Chordata; Amphibia; Anura; Dicroglossidae. Gene Ontology annotation, molecular function: inositol-1,4,5-trisphosphate 3-kinase activity; inositol tetrakisphosphate kinase activity. The record is from RefSeq and is a predicted model, not a curated record. The transcript is spliced from 8 exons.